GGCCGUUUUUGCUGCACGCGCCGAUCUUGGUGGCGUUUUCUCGGCCCACUCCGGCGCAUGGGUCCUCCGUUCGGCAUCGCCUGCAGCCAGGUUUCUCCAUUCGCCCCUCUCGCCCCUCUCGCCCCUUGCCUUUCUUGCCCAUGUUCUCCCUUGCCACCCACCACGCCCGGGGGCUCGCCGCGCAUGCGGUUCGCCACCGCACCGCCGCCACCGUCACGGCGGCCCCCUGGCUCCGGGCGUACUCCUCCGGCUCGGCCCCGGCCCCGACCCCGGCCCCGGCUCCGACCCCGACCCCGACCCCGAACAAGGCGGUUGAUGACGCUACCCGUCGCCGGAACAUGACUCCGGAGCAGCGCCAGUUCCCUCAUGAGCCGGUCAGCCAGUUCUCCGAGGAGGAUGCCCUGGCGGACGGGCCGAAGGAGGGGCUCCGGCUGCCGGGUGAUGACUCGCCGGACCCGCAUCACCCCUUCCCGGAUCCCUUUGCGCAUCCGGACCUCCUGUACAAGGGCCAGCUGACGGAUAGCCUGCGCAAGCUGAAGCUCCUGUCCAUGGUGGGCGCCGUGUCGACGGCCUUCGCCAUGCCGGCCCUGGUGAGCCUGGACACUGCGGCCCUGCCGGUGGAGGGGCGCAUGUUUGUGGCCGGCAUCCUGGGUACUCUGGCCGCCAGCACGACCUUCCUCUUCCACCACUUCACCAAGACCUAUGUCACGGAGAUCCACGCCCUGCCGCCGGCCGACGGCCGGAUCUCCGCGCAGCUGACCGACUACGAGCUGCUUGAGAGUGGUCGCCGCCUGUCCCUGGUCACCAUGAACUUCUGGGGGAAGCCCGUGCACACCGUCGUCGAUGUGGACAAGAUUGUGCCGAUUGACGGCUGGCCCCCUCUGACCAACGCCAAGGACGCCGAGGGCCGGUACUACUACCUGCACAAGAACCUGCUGCAGUUUGACCUGAGUGGCGACCCGCAUGCGCCGGAGCCGAUCCGCCUGGUGCCUCUGCGCGAGGCCCUCGGCGAGGUCUUCGAGUAUGAGGAGGUUGAUGAGGGGGCUUCUCGCAAGUGAGCGCCUGUCGCGCCCCUGCGUGGGGGGGGGGGG
Fonticula alba is the source of this 1091-nucleotide messenger RNA. RefSeq lists its product as hypothetical. Lineage: Eukaryota; Rotosphaerida; Fonticulaceae. The coding region runs from base 141 to 1058 and encodes 305 amino acids. The record is from RefSeq and is a predicted model, not a curated record. Gene Ontology annotation, biological process: mitochondrial proton-transporting ATP synthase complex assembly. Gene Ontology annotation, cellular component: mitochondrial membrane. The transcript has 2 exons.